CUCUCCUGCUGACAACUGGACGGCCUCCCUUCAAAGCAACCCCAAAUUUACAAAAGAAAUAAAGAAAAGAAUUCCCUAUUUUCUCCAUAUAUGAAAUGAAAGCCAAUUAAGCACAAAGAGAACCCACUCCUCCUCCCAUUCCAAUUUCCCCUGUUUCUAAAUCCUCUGUUUCGGAGGAAAACGAAAACCCAAAUGGGGAUCAUCAAGAUUUCAAUGAUCUCAUUCAUCCUAAUCUCCCUCCUCUACUCCUUCCUCUACAUCCCGGCCACCAACCUCUCUUCUCCACCCACCGCCUCCCCUGCCGCCGCAGCCAACAAAAACAUCCUCCGCGGCACUUACCCCGUCAAAUUCGCCUACCUGAUCUCCGCAUCCAGAGGGGAUUCCAGAAAACUGAUGCGGCUCCUCAAGGCCCUAUACCAUCCGGGCAACUACUACCUCGUCCAUUUGGACUCCGCCGCUCCCCCGGAAGAGCACGGCCGACUGUCGGAGUUCAUCGCCGGCGAGCCCGUUUUCAGAGCAAUGGGGAAUGUGUGGAUGGUCGGGAAGCCCAAUCUGGUGACUUACAGAGGGCCAACCAUGCUGGCGACUACCCUCCACGCCAUGGCGAUUCUUCUCCGGGCUGCCAACUGGGAUUGGUUCAUUAAUCUCAGUGCCUCCGAUUACCCUUUGGUUACUCAAGAUGAUCUGAUUGAUGCAUUUUCUGGGUUGCCGAGAAAUCUCAACUUCGUACAGCAUAGCAGUCGCUUGGGCUGGAAACUGAAUAAGAGAGCUAAGCCCAUAAUAAUAGACCCAGGGUUGUACAGCAACAACAAAUCAGAGAUCUGGUGGGUGAUUAAACAAAGGCCCAUCCCCACUGCCUUCAAGCUCUACACAGGUUCAGCUUGGACGAUCCUAUCAAGAUCAUUCGCGGAGUACAGCAUUGUAGGAUACGAGAACCUGCCCAGAACUCUCCUCCUCUACUACACAAACUUUGUGUCUUCGCCUGAGGGAUACUUCCAAACCCUUAUAUGCAACUCGCCGGAGUUCAGGAAUACGACGGCCAACCAUGACCUCCACUACAUUACUUGGGAUAACCCACCCAGGCAGCACCCUAGGUACCUCACCCUCAAGGACUAUCGACGAAUGAUCCUCAGCGCCCGCCCAUUCGCUCGCAAGUUCAAGCGCAACGACCCGGUCCUUGACAAGAUCGACCGGGAGUUGCUCCGGAGGUCUCACAACAAUGGCAAUUUUGGGUAUGGAGGGUGGUGUUUGGAGAGUGGUAUGGGUAGUGUUGGUGGGAAGAGGAGGAAUGGUAAUGGAGGGUGUCCUAGUAUGGUGGAUGUCGAUAGGAUUAAGUAUGGGCCUUUGGCUCCUGGGCCGGGCUCCAGGAGAUUGAGAAGCCUGAUCAGUAAAUUAGUAUCGGAUAACACUUUUGUGAAACGACAAUGUAGAUAAAUAGUAUCAGUAAUGUUUUCUAUAAUGUUGUUCGGUUAGUGUGAGCAUAUAUAAUACAUCAUUUUUUCAGUUGAUCAUUCUUUUUUUUUUUCCUUCACCAUACAUACAGUUUAAUUUGGAAGAAUGGUAAUGCAUGAUAUUAUUCAC
Messenger RNA from Linum tenue, 1581 nucleotides. Lineage: Eukaryota; Viridiplantae; Streptophyta; Magnoliopsida; Malpighiales; Linaceae. The record is from the annotation of a GenBank genome assembly.